Molecule: messenger RNA, 945 nt
Organism: Anopheles cruzii
Lineage: Eukaryota; Metazoa; Arthropoda; Insecta; Diptera; Culicidae
Product: retinaldehyde-binding protein 1-like
Exons: 2
Coding region: 1-945 (314 amino acids)
Cellular component (GO): membrane
Molecular function (GO): phosphatidylinositol bisphosphate binding
Source: RefSeq, a predicted model, not a curated record
AUGUCGAAAUUAGCGGUCUACACUGUGGACAAGUCAACCACGGAAUGGGACGAGUACAAGUUUUCGCUUCCCGAGUUAUACCGCGAUUUGGCUAAGGAGGAACUGCGGGAGGAUGACACCACCAGGAAGCAAGGCCUGGCCGAGAUGCGUCAGUGGAUUGUGAACAACCCGUACAUCCGAAAAGUGCGCACGGAUGCGAAGUUUCUGCUGCGAUUCCUGCGGUUGGCCAAGUUUUCCGUACCGAUGGCGUGUGAGGCACUCGAGCGCUACCUGAUGAUGCGCGAGAUGUAUCCUGGGUGGUUUAAGAACAUCGACAGCCGUUUCGCGCUGAUGAAGCAGAUGCACGAUCAAGGUAUCGCUUCCAUCCUGGGCCAGGACAGCCUCGGUAGGACGGUGGUGUUCUUCCGUAUGGCGCCCUUCGAUGCCACAUUUUGUAAACCACCCCAGGGUGGCCAAUUUGUGGCACUGCUAAUCGAAUCAUUGCUGGAGCUAGAAGAAGUGCAAAUCGGUGGGAUACAAGUGAUGAUCGACUACAGUGACUUUGAUAUGCGCAUUGUGGAACUGUGGAGUUCCGCGGAUCUUCACACUUCCUUCGCUUCGUUCACCGGUGCGUACCCGUUGCGGUACAACGACACGCACGCGGCCAGGCUCCCUAAGAAGGCGCUUCCGUUCACCGAGAAACUCCUCUCAUUCGUCAGCCCAAAAGUUCGCGAGCGGAUCAAUUGCUACGCCACGGUCGCAGAACUGGAGAAGCACUUCGAUCCGGCGCUUCAACCGACAGGAUACGGUGGGAAUGUCCAUCUGGAUGCCAUCAACCGGAAGUGGUGGGCUUUUAUUGAGCAACACUGGGAUGUUGUGGCUGGAGCGGAUCAGAUGGAGAUCGAUCUCGAUCACUACGCCCCGAUCUGGGACGAGCAGAACGCCACCGUUCCGACGCAGGUUUGA